AUGGGCGCAUUCCCGCGCCCGCAGCAAGGCGGAAACGUUCUCAAGCUGGUGGUGAGCGGUCCUGUAGCCUCGCCUCUCGGCGCCACCAUUCUCUCUACGCUCUCCUCUGCUCGCGGGCUGCAACUAGCUGCUGUGGUGGACGGCAAUCCCGAGGCCAACGGGCGGGACGCAGGGGAGGUGGCGGGUCUACCUGAGCCUCUCGAGCUGCCAGUGGUGGCUGACGUCAUCAUGGUCCUGGCCUCCGUUGCUCAGGUGCUCUUUGUGCUGCUCAGGUGCUCUUUGUGUUGCUCAGGCGUAUACGUGGAUUUCUCUGGGGAUGCGUCUGCUGCAUGCGAGAACGUGCGACAGGCAACAGCAUUCGGUCUCAGCAGUGUGGUGGUGGGGGCGCACAUACCAGAGGAUGAGCUCAGUGGUCUCUAUGAGUUUUGCGACAAAGCAUCGAUGGGAUGCAUCGUCGCCCCCACCCUCAGCAUCCUCUCCAUCCUCUUGGAACGAGCUGCCACGCAGUUCGCCUUCCAUUGCUCGCAUGCACACAUCAUUGAGUCGCGAGCAGAGCUGACGCAGGCACCAUCAGAGGACGCUGUUCGCCUGGCCCAGCAGCUGGCUCAAGUGGGUCGCACCUUCAAUGGCAAUGACUCAUCCGAGGACCCGGCUCGGGGCUUGCUUAUGGAGGAGGGGGUGAGGGUGCACAGCAUGCAGCAGCCAGGCCUGCUGCAGAGCACAGACGUGCGGUUUGGGAGCAACGGGCAGACAGCAUCUCUCCGGUUGGACAUCACAUCACAUGCAGCAUACAUGCCGGGUCUACUGCUCGCCAUCAGACGAGCUCCCAGGUUGAAGGGUCUUGUGUUUGGUCUGGAAAAGCUCUUGUGA
Messenger RNA from Closterium sp. NIES-65, 870 nucleotides. Lineage: Eukaryota; Viridiplantae; Streptophyta; Zygnematophyceae; Desmidiales; Closteriaceae. The record is from the annotation of a GenBank genome assembly.